Molecule: messenger RNA, 1353 nt
Organism: Endocarpon pusillum Z07020
Lineage: Eukaryota; Fungi; Ascomycota; Eurotiomycetes; Verrucariales; Verrucariaceae
Exons: 4
Coding region: 1-1353 (450 amino acids)
Biological process (GO): negative regulation of apoptotic process
Cellular component (GO): nucleus
Molecular function (GO): ubiquitin conjugating enzyme activity; cysteine-type endopeptidase inhibitor activity
Source: RefSeq, a predicted model, not a curated record
AUGGCCUCAACGAUUGUAAGAAUCACAAAGGAGAUUCGCCAUAUUCAACAAGGCACUGACCUAUCUAUCGCUGUUGCAUAUCGGGACUCCAACAUCCAACAUAUCAAGGCGCUCAUCGUUGGUCCUCCCGAAACACCCUACGAGUUUGGCUUCUUUGAGUUCAACGUGAGGCUGGGCAGAGAUUAUCCGAGCAGCCCACCUUCCGUGACAGCAACCACCACGAAUGGGGGCAGGUGUCGGUUCAACCCUAAUAUCUACGCUGGGGGAAAGGUGUGCUUGUCGAUCUUAGGGACAUGGAGGGGGGAACGUCCUGGAGAAGAAUGGUCCUCAGCGCAGGGCCUGGAAUCAAUUCUAAUCUCCAUUCAAAGCUUGAUGUCCUCCAAUCCAUACGAAAACGAGCCAGGCUACGAAAACAAGAAGGGGCCAGACGAGCUGAGGCACCAAGCUCUCUAUGUGGAUAAGAUUCGGCACGAAACGUUGCGCAUCGCUGUCAUCCAGAAGCUCGAGGAGCAACUCGGCAUUUUGCCGAAUGGUCAAGUGGAGCCGCCAGCACCGGCCUGGGAGUCAGAGAUUGACGAGGACGUAGAAGAAGCGCUGGAAAAAAUGGGUGACGUGGAGAAAACCAAAUUCGAACCAUUCAAGGAUCUGUUCAAAAGACGUUUCCUCUGGUAUUACGACACUUAUCUGAGCACCAUAGAGACAUAUGCUAAGAAGCACCGGGAUGGCGAGAAAUUUCAAAAAAUGGAAUUUGAGCAUGGAGGCAACACCAUGGACGGCACAUACCAAUACAGUGAUCUGAAGCGAAGACUUAAUCUAAUUCACAGCACCAUUCACAUGGAAACCGAGAGAUGGGCCGAGGAGGGUCUGAACGCGAAGAGACGAGAAGUCGGCGUGUCUGCUAAUCUACAGCGCCAGCAUGAGCAGAUUGUUGAAGCACACAAGGACAAAGCUUUCACAAUCGACCUGGAGCUCGCGAGCGAUAACCCUUUUGUCUGGCAGAUAACGUACUUUGGCAAGCCCAUGACCCAUCUGGACGGAGGAAUGUUCAAGAUCAGGAUUUGCUUAAGCCCUCGCUUUCCGGACGAGCAACCCAGAGUCAAAGUUCUGACGCCUAUCUAUCAUCAUCGAGUCGCCAAAGACGGCACACUCUGUUACUUCCCCAAGAAGGUGGAGGAGAUGAAGUCUCAUAUCGAUGCCAUCGUUGAAGCUCUGGAAGAUGACUCUCCACCGUACGAUCCACGGACAACUGUACAUCCAGAGGCCGCAAAACUGUACUGGGGCAGCGCAGAUGACAAGAAGAAAUAUCACCGCCAGCUACGCCGAUCGGUCGAACGAAGCAUGGAUGAAUGUUAA